This is a messenger RNA of Microcebus murinus (gray mouse lemur), 3192 nucleotides long. It is a transcript of the gene CISH, whose product is annotated as cytokine inducible SH2 containing protein. Gene Ontology annotation, cellular component: phosphatidylinositol 3-kinase complex. Gene Ontology annotation, molecular function: 1-phosphatidylinositol-3-kinase regulator activity. The record is from RefSeq and is a predicted model, not a curated record. NCBI's taxonomy places the organism in Eukaryota, Metazoa, Chordata, Mammalia, Primates, Cheirogaleidae. Gene Ontology annotation, biological process: intracellular signal transduction; phosphatidylinositol phosphate biosynthetic process.
GCCCAGCCUCUGCGCCGGGCGCACGGGAAAGCACGGGCUUCGUGCUAGCUGCGGGGCACUGGGAGGGCUUGGCGGGCCGGAGGUGACCGAGCGCGUAAGGACUUUUGGAGUGCGGCGCUGUAUGGGGCUGUGGCACCCCCCUCCCCUCAACUCACACUGUGGGUAGGGAAACUGGGGGCUGGCCGGACGGGAGAAACACAAGGUGGGCUCGGCUGAGUUCUCACUGGAGCAGGUGAACGCUGACGGCGUCCUCCAAGAUGUGGCUCACCAGCUCAGAUCUUCUGAGGGCUGUACCCUAGCCUGCCGGCUGCCCUGCCAAUGGGUGACCUUGGGCCAGCCCCUGCCCCUCUUCUGUGUCCACUCUUCUGCCUCAGCUACCAAUUAGGCUCUUCUUGGGAAGCACCCCUGAGAUUCUUGCUUCUCCCCUGCCUGGCACCUGAUAACCAGAAGCUCUUGGGAGAGUCUGGGUUUGGCCUCCUGCCUGGGGUAGCCCCACAAUCGGCUCACCCCUCCUCUCAGCCCCAUCUGAGAUCCCAAUGUGAGAAGGAGAGUGGCUCCUGCCUUCCCCCUCCAAGUUUCCCAAAGACAUGGGGUGGGAGCCAGUAGAGGGGGGACGCGGAAAAGACAGUCUUGGCCCCAGCUGAGCAUUCUGGGCACAUCCACUCUGCCCUGAGCCUCAGCAACUUCUUCAGCCAAAGGGUCUGAUGCUUUCCACACUAUCUGACAGGAGCUCAGGCAGCUCCAAGGAGAGAGGGAGGAGGUAUACAUGGGUGUUUCACACCCAGGGAGAACUGGGUGGCCUAGUGGCUGCUGUUACCAGAACUGGCACGGUCCCAAGUGAAGAAGGGUAGAAGCUGAGGGCAAGCUGAAGUGCCCCUUGCUUUGAGCAGUCUUUGGUCCAAAAGAGGACAUGGUGUUGCUGGGAAGGCUGCUACUCCCUGGUUGUCUCCAGCAUGUUCCUUUCUGAAUUUUGGAACUCCCGAACUCCUGCCCCUACCACUACCUUCCUCCUCAGAAUCCCCUACCCCAUUCCAGGUCCCAUAGCCUCUUUUGCUUUGCCCUAGCCGAGCACCCCUUUGUAACCUCAGUGCCAGUGUAGGGUGUCAGGGGACAAGGUUUUUAACAGAUCUCCCCCCCACACAGCCACAGAACAGCUGGUAGCCCCCUGGGAUGAGGAGCCGGCAUUCCUAGCUGUAAGUUUGGGCUGGCAGCUUUGCUGAAGGGUAACCCUAAGGGGAGUUCACCCCACUGGCAUGUAUCCCCAGGUAGGACUCACUGCUGGGCUCCACAGCAAGCACACACAUGUACCUGGAACACACCAGCCACCGCCCCCACCAUGACGAUGACACAGCCAUGGACACACCCCUCCCAAGACCUUGUCCUUUGCUGGCUGUGGAACGGAUCGGGCAGCGGCCCCUGUGGGCCCAGUCCCUGGAACUGCCUGAGCCAGUCAUGCAGCCCUUGCCUGCCGGGGCCUUCCUGGAGGAGGUAACAGAAGAGACCCCAGCCCAGCCGGAGAGUGAGCCCAAGGUGCUGGACCCUGAGGAGGAUCUGCUGUGCAUAGCCAAGACUUUCUCUUACCUUCGGGAAUCUGGCUGGUAUUGGGGGUCCAUUACUGCCAGCGAGGCCCGGCAGCACCUGCAGAAGAUGCCAGAGGGCACGUUCCUAGUACGAGACAGCACCCACCCCAGUUAUCUGUUCACACUGUCGGUCAAAACCACUCGUGGCCCCACCAAUGUGCGCAUCGAGUAUGCAGACUCCAGCUUCCGCCUGGACUCCAACUGCCUGUCUCGGCCUCGCAUCUUGGCCUUCCCAGAUGUGGUCAGCCUUGUGCAGCACUAUGUGGCCUCCUGUGCUGCUGACACCCGAAGUGACAGCCCUGAUCCCACUCCCACCCCAGCCCUGCCUAUCCCUAAGGAAGAAGCACCUGGUGACCCAGCACUGCCUGCUCCUGCGGCCACUGCCGUGCACCUGAAACUGGUGCAGCCCUUUGUGCGCAGAAGCAGUGCCCGCAGCCUGCAGCACCUCUGCCGCCUUGUCAUCAACCGGCUCGUGGCCGACGUGGACUGCCUACCACUGCCCCGGCGCAUGGCUGACUACCUCCGACAGUACCCUUUCCAGCUCUGACUGCGCCGGGACCUUACCCAGCCUCACCCAGCCCCACCCUGGAGGGGACACUGGCCCCAGCUGGACUUGGGCUCCCUCUGUCCCCGCUCCAGUCAUCCUGGUGCCUGCAUGCGUCUGGCAGCUGGACCAGGAAUAGCCACCAAGAGCAAGGGAGUGGAGGGGGAGGUGUCACAAACUGGGAGGUGAGUCCCUCAGGCCCCAUGUGGCUCCAUUGUGGGGAGCCAUGUAUCAGAGGCGAGGGAGACAGGCAGGACCUCGUCUCACCUGUGGCUGGGCCCAGGCCUCCACUCACUUCCCAGCCCUGGCCACUCGAACUGUGUAGACACUGUCAACCCCAUUUCUCAGUACCUGGGGUGGGCGGGCCUCCUACCUCCAGCCAGCCUCUGUUUCUGAGAGGUUGUCAGCCAGAGGAACUGGGGUUGACAGUGACAGUCCCCUUGCUGGGGGUGGGCCAGGCUGGGGACUGCACAGGAAUACAGUAUUUAUUUAUUUAUUCUCCUUGAGGUUGGUCUCAGAGUUGAGCCAACCCCACCUCUCUGCCCUGAGCCCUGGGUAGUCCAGAGACCCCACUCUGCCCCAGUUUCUCUGGUUCCUCCCUGUGGAGAGCCCCAUCCUGAGAUAUGUUACUGGACCCAAGACAGUCCUGGAAGUCCUGGCACUGACCCAUCCACCUGUGAAUGUGUCCGUGCUCUCCUGCCCCCAGCCCUGUUUGGGGAGAGUGGGCAAAUGGACAAGAAAGUGGAGCCAAAGCCUCAGUCUGCAGCAGAGCCUGUGGCUCACCCCCUCGAGGGGCAGAGCCUUAAAUGCACAGAGCUGUCACUGGUGUGAGCCCCGCAUACAUGUGUGCCAAGUUAGGAAGUGGUGCUGGCUUGAGGGCUGCUGCUGCAGCUCUGCUGGGUCGGCUUCCUGCCCAGGAAGUUGCCUGCCCCUGACAGAGGGAGAGAAAUACAUAUCUGAUGAGUCUUUAUAAAAUAAUGAUUAUAACAAAGAAACCAGCUUCGUAGUCUGUUUUCUUCCACUGAUUUUUUUUGUAAUGACAAUAAAAUCAUACCUUUCACUUAUGGA